AUGCUGUCUCUAUCAGAACACAUUUACUCUGCCGGCUUCCUCAGGGGAGAACUCUCUGAUGUCAAGAUUGUGGCGUUCCAGAAGGAGUACAACCUACACAAACUCAUCCUCGACCGCUCGCCAUACUUCCACUCGCUGUUCUCGGCUAAAUGGGACACAGAAGGGCGACCUGUUCAUCAUCUAGAUUUCUCCAUCGAUCACAACAUCACAGAGCAGGCAUUUGACCAAUGUCUUCAGCGGCUAUAUGGAGGAGCGGAGGACCCGUCGGAGAUUCUGGGGUUCCCGGAGCGAGUGUCUGCAGCAUUCGAGCUGUUCGCCACAGCCAACUUCCUCAAUCUGACCGACCUAGUUGACUUCUGUCUGUUGUUGAUCAUAAACUCGCUGACGAAAUUCACAGUGGCCGAGACCCUGUGUUUUGCAUUGGAGAACCACUACCCUCAAAGUGAUACAAUCAUCGACUCCUGCAAAUCCUUCCUGUGCGCUGAGGGCUCAGAGAUGUCCUACCUCCAAUGGUCUCGUAUCCCCAUUCCCAUUGUGGUGGAGGUGGUGUCCUCAGACGGCUUCUUCAUCCAGUCAGAGUGGGAGAGAUGCAUGUGGGUAGUAGGCUUUCUCACCGAAGAAGACUACCUCAGUGAUUUCAACAAUAACGAGAGUCCCAUCGAACCCGAAGUUGAGGAGGACUCAGACUCAUCGUCCAACUUCGACAUUGGUCUCGAAAAGCUCUCAUUGAAUGCAGAAAUCAACCUCAGCACGCCUACAGGCUCAUACACCGAACUGAAUCGUCUUGGGACCGAGCCAAUUGGUAGUCCUGAGCAAGUCAAGAAGGCCUCCUCUUCUACUGCCUCGGCCCAGACCGAGGAGGAUGAAUGUGACAUCGAGACCCAGUCCACCUCAUCGCUGGACUCAGAAAUUGCAUCUCAGCUCCACGAACUCACAAAGGCCAUCCACUACUGUCACCUGUCUCUAGCUCAACUUCAGCAUCUAGAGAAGAUCAAGGACAAGCGUGGAAAGCUGCUUUUUGACAAGAGCGUGCUUCAAGAAGGUCUCUGGCAGCAAAUGAAGCUGAAACAGCUGGUUCUGAGCACUGGAGAUGACCGUCUGGACGUGUGUAUGUCCACCAAGCAGCUGAUGGCUAUGGGUGCCGAGAAUGAAGACGACGCCGAGUUGUUCUAUCCCGUUCCUUCGCACGAUAAGAGUGUCGCUGGUCGACGAUCUAACGAUGCCAUCACAGCCAAAGACUACUAUACGGGUAGAUGUGAUCCUGAAGCGCCUCUAGAGACUUCUGAUCCCGAUGCUCAGGUGACCUUCUCCCCUUUCCCCCCCUUUAGAUUCUCUGUCAAGUUCGACGACAUUAGUCAGCUCAAGGGAGAGAGUAAACUGUAUACGGAUAAUGCAGUUUGGUACGCAGGUACAUGGUGGAGUGUGUAUCUGCAGAAGAUCAACAAGAAGAGUCCCCAGCUGGGUGUCUAUUUGCAUCGAGAGGCUCGAACCCAACGGGAUCUGGCCACAGGGGCCAACUCGUCCUACACGCUACUUUCGGGAAAGAGCACUGCCAAGUCAACCGUUGGUUUGGAUGACACGACCACCAUGGAGCUCAAGACUGAGCCUCGGCUGGUGAGUUUCCCUGCCACUGAGCAGCCUGCUGAUUACAACGACGACCGGCCUCAGAUCAUGAGUUAUUUUGAGAUCUACACCCCAUCCAAGCGGGGUAAGAACCUCACCUGUUUCUCGUCUUCUCCGUCCGCCUUUUCCUGUGCUCAGAGCUGGGGCUGGAGAUCGUCUUCGCUUUAUCACUACGCUGAGGAGAACGCCAAGCAGCAUACUCGGGCCAGUCUCAAGUUCAUGGUAGUGAUCGGUGUCGUUUAG
Yarrowia lipolytica CLIB122 is the source of this 1866-nucleotide messenger RNA. RefSeq lists its product as uncharacterized. Lineage: Eukaryota; Fungi; Ascomycota; Dipodascomycetes; Dipodascales. The record is from RefSeq and is a predicted model, not a curated record. Gene Ontology annotation, molecular function: protein binding.